GAUUGACCCUCCCCCCCACUGUACCUGACUUAGUCCUUAUCCUAGGAGUGUUGAUCAUGUCCACAACGUCCCUGGAGGGUAAAACCGCCCUGAUCACCGGUGCCGCCAGUGGAAUCGGCAAAGCAACCGCCCACAAACUCGACAGUCUCGGAGCUACACUGAUCCUAUGCGAUAUCAACGAACAGUCCCUCCAGGAAUUACAAUCCGCGCUCUCCCACCGCCCCCGCAACAAUGCCAAACACAUUUUCCAGGUCUGUGACGUCGCCUCCAGCACAGACUGCACGCGCCUCACGCAAAUCGUGCGCUCCUCGCUCGAGCACCUGAACUUCCUCUUCAACUGUGCGGGCAUCAACCCCACCACUAUCGCCAUUACCGAUACCACCGAGGAGUACUUCAGCCAGUUGGUGGACGUCAACCUCCGCGGCACCUUCAACAUGUGUCGCGCUUGUGUGCCCCUCAUGCGCCGCGGGUCGGUCAUGGUCAAUGUCUCCAGUGUGUGCGGGCUGAAGGGCGUUGCGGGCCAUUCGGUCUACUGCGCGACCAAGUUCGCGGUGAUUGGGUUGACGAAGGCGCUGGCGGUGGAGUUGGGGCCCCAGGGGAUUCGGGUUAAUGCGGUCGCGCCGGGCCAUACGGAUACGCCAACUAUGGUGGGGAAUGUUGCCGGGGGCGAUGCGAAUGAGAGGAUUGUGAAGGAGAUUCCGCUGGGACGCUUGGGGCAGCCAAGAGAGGUGGCAGAGGUGGUGGCGUUUUUGUUUAGUGAGGGGGCGGCGUAUAUGUCGGGAAGUGUCGUGGAGGUUACAGGAGGUGUGAGUUAGAUGGAUUUGGAGGCUGUUUGGGGGGAUUGUACAUAUAUGAGGAUGCAUGGAGCGUUGGGGAGUGCAUAUCUCGAGGCAUGAG
This is a messenger RNA of Aspergillus saccharolyticus JOP 1030-1, 897 nucleotides long. Its product is annotated as SDR family NAD(P)-dependent oxidoreductase. The transcript is spliced from 2 exons. Bases 57 to 815 code for a protein of 252 amino acids. The record is from RefSeq and is a predicted model, not a curated record. Lineage: Eukaryota; Fungi; Ascomycota; Eurotiomycetes; Eurotiales; Aspergillaceae. Gene Ontology annotation, molecular function: oxidoreductase activity, acting on the CH-OH group of donors, NAD or NADP as acceptor.